This is a messenger RNA of Hirundo rustica (Barn swallow), 1208 nucleotides long. RefSeq names its product ETS homologous factor (gene EHF). Gene Ontology annotation, molecular function: sequence-specific DNA binding; DNA-binding transcription factor activity, RNA polymerase II-specific. The coding region runs from base 79 to 975 and encodes 298 amino acids. Gene Ontology annotation, biological process: cell differentiation; regulation of transcription by RNA polymerase II. Lineage: Eukaryota; Metazoa; Chordata; Aves; Passeriformes; Hirundinidae. Gene Ontology annotation, cellular component: nucleus. The record is from RefSeq and is a predicted model, not a curated record. The transcript is spliced from 9 exons.
AACCUACUGUUCUGUAGACAGCUUUCCCAUUGCCUCAGUUCAGGAUUUCCACUCCAGAAUCAGCAGCUAAAUGAGAUCAUGAUUUUGGAAGGAGCUGGCAGGAUGAGUAUCAAUUCCAGCAGCAAUCUACUCCACCAGCAGCCUUCCUGGACAGACGGAUAUUCCACAUGCAACGUAUCCAGUAGCUUCUAUGGAACCCAGUGGCACGAAAUACACCCGCAGUACUGGACUAAGUUUCAAGUCUGGGAGUGGCUGCAGCACCUCCUUGAUACCAACCAACUGGAUGCCAACUGCAUACCUUUCCAGGAGUUUGAUAUCAAUGGGGAACAUCUGUGUAGUAUGAGCCUGCAGGAAUUCACUCAGGCAGCUGGGACAGCAGGACAACUGCUUUACAGCAACCUCCAGCACCUAAAAUGGAAUGGUCAGUGUGGAAGUGACAUGUACCAAUCUCAUAAUGUCAUUGUGAAGACAGAGCAAACAGAUCCAUCAUUAAUGGUGUCCUGGAAAGAAGAUAAUUAUCUUUAUGACAGUGGCUAUGGUAGCACAGUAGAGUUAUUGGACAGUAAAACAUUCUGUCGUGCUCAGAUUUCCAUGAUGACACCUAGUCACCAAUCUUCUGACUCUUCAGACGCAAAAAAAUCGCAAGAUCAUACCCCAAAGUCCCACACCAAGAAGCACAACCCUCGAGGAACUCAUCUUUGGGAAUUUAUUCGAGAUAUUCUUCUCAAUCCUGAGAAAAACCCAGGAUUAAUCAAGUGGGAAGACCGAUCAGAAGGUGUCUUCAGAUUUUUAAAAUCUGAAGCUGUGGCUCAGCUGUGGGGAAAGAAGAAGAACAACAGCAGCAUGACUUAUGAGAAACUCAGCCGGGCUAUGAGAUACUAUUACAAAAGAGAAAUCCUUGAGCGCGUGGAUGGUCGGAGAUUAGUGUAUAAAUUUGGAAAGAAUGCCCGUGGUUGGAGAGAAAAUGAAAAUUAAAUAUAUAUCAAGAAAUAACAUUUAAAACACAUGGAUGUAAAUAUUCAAAGACUAUUUUCUUAUAUUUAUGUACCAAACUGGGGUGAAAAAACAAUUCUACUUCUGUCGGGAAGAAAAAACAUUAUCAUUAUUGGUGUUAAAAUUAUUUUAUUUGAAGUAUGUCCUGUAUGGGGAAAAAAUGUACACAGUUUUCUGUGAUAUAAGUUAACAUUAUAGAAUUAUGAUUAUUUUUC